Cannabis sativa is the source of this 2510-nucleotide messenger RNA. RefSeq lists its product as uncharacterized. The record is from RefSeq and is a predicted model, not a curated record. Lineage: Eukaryota; Viridiplantae; Streptophyta; Magnoliopsida; Rosales; Cannabaceae. The transcript is spliced from 4 exons. The coding region runs from base 349 to 2112 and encodes 587 amino acids.
GUACUAUUAAUUCGUGUGAACUUUUGUUAUUAUUUAAGUUGGUUGCCCGGCAAUUCCUUGAUUCAUUUGGUGAGAUUUUUAAUCCAACAUACUCAACACUACUUUUGUCCCCAAAAACAUGUUUUGUUGGUAAAGGAUAGUGACAUUGGUAAUAACCAAAUUAGUUGUCAAAUAUGCGAGUCUUCUGUUGCAGCUCCAUUUUAUGUAUGUCAUACAUGUAAAUACUAUGUUCACAAGUCUUGUGUAAUUAAGCAACUUAAUCACCCUUUUCAUCCUCGUCACCCUCUAUCUCUUAUCCGAAGAGGUACUUAUUGCGAUUCUUGUGGCCAAUACCACUAUAACAGUUUCAUGUUUAGUUGUGUUGAAUGUAAUUUUGAUUUGGAUGCGGAUUGUGCCUUGAUGUCAAACUCCAUAAUAACAUGUCCUGAAGGUCAAAAUUGCAUCCAACAUUCUACUCAUCCCCACUUGCUACUACUUGUUGAUACAACCGAUGCUAUUUACAAAAACAUUCAUGUUAGAUGCUUUGCAUGUCAAACUAAAGAUUCACCAUCAGAUGGUGGAGUUUAUUAUGGUUGCAAUAGAUGUGAGUAUUUUCUUCAUAAACAAUGCAUUGACCAACUCCCACAACAAAUGCAAACAUCCCUCCAUCCUAAUCACGGUUGUCUCUCUCUUCGUUUUAAAAGGUACUAUAUUGGUAAAUGUUUUCUUUGUAAAAACAAAGACCCCAGAGCCUUUUAUUUCCAAUGUCCUCAAUGUGAUUUUCAAUUGUGUAUGGAUUGCAAAGUUAUCAGAGUUUUAAAUUAUAAAUAUCAUGAGCAUCCUCUUUCCUUUGUCAAGAACAUGUCCUCUGCAUUUGAAAUUGAACAAUGCAAUGUUUACGACACUUGUUUUAAGACAUCAGUCAUGUCCAAUUCUAAAGAAUUCCAAAAAACUGAGUCCUUCAAAUUCUGGUGUUGUGAUUGUGAUUUCAAGCUUCAUUUAUUAUGUGGUCCACUACCUUCUACUAUAAAGCAUGAAAGUCAUGUGCACUCCUUACUUCUUGUUGAUUCCUUCAUUGAAGAUUGUUCUGGUGAAUAUUAUUGUGAUAUCUGUGAAACUGAAAGAAAUCCACGAAUUUGCGUAUACUAUUGUGGCGAGUGCAAAUAUAUUGCUCAUGUGCAUUGCGUGAUUUCUGAGAUUAUAAAUGUAUUGAAUGGGGACCUUAAAGAUGUGAAGCUAAAGGCCUUGGGAGAUGAUUUUUGGAAAUUAUCUGAAGAAACAGAUUAUGGUGGAUGGGCAGAGAUAGAGCAGGGCACAUCUCUUUUGACCUUGAAAGAUUUAAUACUUCAAUUCAGAGAAUAUGAUGAGCUAUCUUAUUUUAAAGGCUCUUUUACAUGGGAUGAGGAAAAUAAGGAAGAAAAAGAAGUGAGUAAAAUGACCACUCAACUAGAGACUGAUGAUGCAAAAAUUGACGAGGUUCUAACAUUCUCUAGUUUUACUGAAAAUGAGUUCAUGUCAUUUAUUUUUGAUGAGUUUCUUAAGAGCUAUAGCGAAAGGAAGAUGAAAAUAAAAGCUAGUGAUCUAGCACUGAAAACUAUUGAUUUUGAAGGUUAUUCCAUACCUUUAGAUUUGGUCCCUGUUUUUAAAAAUUUGCUUCACAAACAUGGAGAUAUUGGCAGUCGUAGCCGUUAUUCAAAGGCAUUCAAAAGCGUGUGCUAUUUCUUGAUAUGUAAAGUGAUGAAGGAGAUGCAUAUUACUUUGGUGAUAGACAUCACUAAAGAGCUUCUUAAAUAUUGGUAUCACCACAUCAAAUUUGUAGAGUGUCACACCAUCUUUGAACUGGGAUUUGUCAAGGCAAGUCUAGAGGAGAUCACGAGAGAUUUCUUCUAUCUCCAACUAAAGCAAAUGCUUGAAACUGAUAUCCGAACAAUAAUGAACAAAAGGAUAGCUCACAUACAAAAGAAGAUGGCUCACAUAGAAAAGAAGAUGGCAGAGUAUGAAAAAUUUUGUGAGUCAACUUCCAAAAUGAAGUUCAUGAAUGAGGGAUUCAACAAAGUGGAGCAACUUAAAUGGAAGAUGGCAGGCCAAGUGGGUAAUAAUAUUGAUAGCACAUCUUCAAAAUACUUCAAGUAGUUGUGGCACUCCCACCACCAAUUGUGACGUUGUUAUACAUCCUUUGCUCUUACCUAAGUAAGUUUACAACGUUGUGCGCUGGUGAGCUUCUCAUGGAUGCAUUGGGCUAAACUAAAACUUUUGUUGAAAGCCUGAUUGAGUUGUACCUUAAUGGAAACUAUACUUUUUGCUUCAUUGAAACAUUCCUCAAUUAUUAUUAUUUAUUUUUUUCGAUCUUGUGAAUUUUAGUAUGCGUGGGUGGAUCUUAUAAUUAUGAUUUAGUCGUAGAUGCCCUUGUCGAAUGGUCGUACAUGUUCCUCUUAAGACCAUUAGUGAGUUUGUUUUUGGGGAACUGCUCCUUCUGUGGUGAGUUGUAUUUUUGGAAUUAAAUGACAUUACAAUACUGAAUCUAUGACCUA